UCCCAAGUCUCACUCUUCCGGGAUGAGGAGCGGUGCGCACCACAUGUGGAAGGAACCACAGCCCUUCCUAGAAAAAGAAUCUGUGGUGGAACUACAGUUGUUCCGCAUUUGUCUACUUUCGUUUUGAUGAAAACGAAACGCCCCCUUCAGACACCAGACAACAGCAACCUGUAAAAAAAGAGAGAGAAAGAAAAUAGCGGGGCGAAGAGAUUAGAAUGCAAGAGUAGCCUACAGCAGAGUGUUUUCCUACUUGUUGUCACUCAGGCUUGUCACUCAGACUCCGAUAACGGGCGGGCCCAGGCUGUACUCUCGGUGCUCCUGUCAAGAGAUGCGCCUUGGGGCAUAGCCACGAGCGUGUGACUGUGAUCUUCACUAGUUGCAACACAAAAAACGUCAUCUUCAUUUGCAAAUCAAAGUCAUAAGACAGCACGACCUCGAGGCAUGGCUUUGGUGGUCUACGCUCUGGUGCUUUUGGGGACUUUCCAAUCAAUUUCAGCCGGUGAUGAUUGUGAGGCGUACAAUGCAUUGGGCGGGUAUCAUAGUAAGCAAUAUUGCUAUGAUAAGCAUUGCUGUGGUACCUGCAACAUCCGAAUCUGCUGUGGAGUUGCUGCAAUGGAGUUGACUAAAUAUGAACAAAGGCAGUGUGUUGAUGAACAUUUCGCCUCUGGCAGGAUGAUUGUGAUUGUUGGUACCAUCAUACCAGUUGUCAUCUUCAUCUUACUGGUCAUCAUUUGCUGUGUGUGCCCCUGCUGCUGCUGCUAUCAAAUGUGCCGCAAGCCCAGACCGGUGGUGGCUGCCACCACUCACACGACAGUGGUCAACACCCAGUACCUGCAGAACCCCGCCCCUACCCAGCAGCAUCCAGGCUACUAUCCUGUUAACCAGCAGCAGCAAGCCUAUAACCCUGGCAACCAGCAGCAGCCAGGCUAUUACCCUAGCAACCAGCAGCCAGGCUACGGAACCCCUGCACCGUAUGGAGGUCAGCCAAUGGCCAGUGCAGCACCGCAGGGACCACCCAACAUGGCGUUUGGGGCCCCCCCUUCCUAUCAGGAUGUUGCUGGAGCAGGAGGAUACCCUGUCAACUACAGCGGUGCCGCCUUCCCACCGGGCCAGCAGUCCUACCCGGCCUCUGCGGACCUCAACGCCCAACCUGCCUACAACCCCGAUUACGCCGCCCCACCACCUGCCAAAUAUUAAACAUGUCCAUGUGCCUGAACCCCAACUUGACACACAUGGAUGCCGUCUUUACCGUAAAUCCCUGCACCACUCCACAUGAAAGUACCCCUGAAUUGUACUGUCUGGAGCGCACGGUUUACGGACAUUUUCUUUCUUCCCGUUUUCCAAAAUGACUUCAUUUAAGAUUGCGGUCAGCAGCCUUUCAGUCUGGUGAUGUUGCAGAAUAUAAAAGUACAAGGUAUGAGCUCAGGAAAAUCAUCAAGUCGACUAAGAGGCAGUACAGGGAAAAAGUAGAACAUUACUACAGGGACUCAGAUAGCAGGGAUAUGUGGAAGGGAUUAAGGAUAAUCACUGACAACAAAGACAGAAACACCUGUUCAGAUCAAGGCUCUGCCAAUCUUGCUGAGGAGCUGAACUCCUUCUAUGCCCGGUUUGAAUCCAACAUAAAGCCUGAAGUUCUGCUAGAGAGUGACUGCUGCCCCAUCCAGCUAUCUGUGACAGACGUUUACACAUCGUUCAAGAAAGUGAAUGUUCACAAGGCUCCUGGACCUGACAACAUCCCAGGUCGUGUGCUUAAAGCCUGCGCAUCUGAAUUAGCUGAUGUCUUUACAGAUAUUUUUAACCUCUCACUACAGCAGUCUGUUGUCCCUGCAUGCUUCAAGAGGACUACCAUCAUCCCAGUCCCUAAAAAAAUCUACAUUGAGUUGUCUGAAUGAUUACCGACCAGUAGCUAUUACAUCUGUAGCCAUGAAGUGCUUUGAGAGGCUUAUCAAGAUGCAUAUCACAUCAUCUAUUCCUGCUGCACUUGACCCAUUUCAGUUCGCCUAUAGGUCAAACAGAUCAACUGAUGACGCCAUUGCCCUUGCACUAAACACCACUCUUACUCAUCUUGAUCACAGUAACACCUAUGUGAGGUUGCUCUUCAUCGACUAAAGCUCUGCCUUCAACACAAUUAUUCCAUCCAAACUAGUGUUAAAGUUGCAAUCUCUAAACCUUAAUCCCUCACUCUGCAGCUGGAUUCUAAACUUUCUAAAUUCUAAUUCUAAAGCAGUGCGACUGGGCAAGUUCACCUCCUCCACACUCUGCCUCAGCACCGGUGCGCCCCAGGGAUGUGUGCUCAGCCCCCUACUCUAUUCCCUUUUCACACAUGACUGCACAGCCAUCCACAAUUCCAAUACCAUCUUUAAGUUUGCUGACGAUACUACGAUAAUUGGCUGCAUCACAAAUGGAGAUGAGUCGGCCUACAGGGCUGAGGUGGCGGCAUUGUCAACCUGGUGUGUGGAUAACAAUCUACUCCUGAAUGUCAGCAAAACAAAGGAGUUGAUUGUGGAUUUCCGGAGGAUACAACACCAGCCACACCAGCCAAUUUACAUCGCUGAUACUGCAGUGGAGAGGGUUAAGAGCUAUACAUUCCUAGGAGUCAACAUCAAGGAGGAUCUCAGCUGGUCUCAUCACAUCAAUUGCAUCACUAAGACGGCUAGACAGCGACUGUUUUUUCUGAGACGGCUGCACAGAUAUGGAAUGGAGAGUAGGAUACUGGCCAACUUCUAUCGCUGUACAAUAGAAAGCAUUUUAACUGGUAAUUUCACAGCCUGGUAUGGUAACACCACUGCCCAAGAUAGGAGAGACCUCCAACGAGUCAUCAAAUCUGCUCAAAGGACAAUCCAAUCAGAUCUACCCAACAUCCAGGAUCUUUACAACCAGCGGUGUCUGAGGAGGGCCAAACGAAUCAUAGCUGAUCCAUACCACCCCAGUUACACACACUUCACCCUUCUACCAUCUGCCCGGAGAUACAGGUGCUUACGUGCUCACACCAGCCGACUCAGGGACAGCUUCUUCCCUCAAUGUAUCAGACUGUUGAAUACAAAAUCACCAACAUAGGAGGAAAUCCACUCAUCACAUCACCCCUUUCUCCAACCUGCCAUUUCUUCAACUUUUUAAAUAUAUUUUUUUCUUUUUUAACAUUCUUUUUUAACCUUUUUUUUGGGACUCCCAGAGCAGGGAAGCGUUUCAUUGUAUAUAUAUGUUUCAUAUAUAUACACAUGACAAAUAAAAUAUCUUGUAUCUUGUAUCUUGUAUCUUCAAACCAUCGGCAAAUGUGCAUUAACAUAGUCAAGAGCUAUCAUGAAUAUGUUAAGCCUGUGCACGGAAGUGUCUGUUUACAUGUAAGUAUGAAACCAAAGUUUUCAAAAAUCAGAGAAAAAAAUGGCCAUUUGUGUGUAAAAGAAAGGGACACAUGAAGGGUAAGGUAUGAGUGUGGAGCUUUUCCUCACACUAGUAUAUUAAAAAUACAAAAAAGAAUUUAAAAAAUAGAAAUCCUUAAUGCUGAUCUUUUGAAGCAGGUAUUAGAGACUGGUUAUUUUUUGCAGCUGGUCACCUUUUAAAACGCAUUUCAUAUAUUUUUGCCCUGUUCGUAAAAGGCAUUUCAUUUUUGUCAUUUUCUGCCUGUGCAGAAGGGAAAUUUUGUCAUUGUGUGACUGUUGUGAGAAUCAUCAAGUUCAGGGAUGUAUACAAAGAAGAUGGUUAAGUGAUUAACCGGUAACCCUUCAUAAUAAUGGCAGACUUGGUAAAUAAUUAACUAAUGAUGAACAAAACAUUAAUUAAUGUUUUUUUUUAUAAUUAACUAUAUUUUAUUCAUGCUUUAGUUUAGGCCCAUAAUAAUACAAAUCUACAAAUAAUAUGUUCAAGAGUUUACAAACCUUUGAACAGAGUAUUUUUAUUCAUUUAUUGCACAUGAUUUGUAAAUGUUUGAUAAAUAUAAAAAAUAACAUUUCCCAGUCAUUAACAAAUAUGUGUUUAUUAUUUACUAAUUAUUAUUGUAUAUAUAUGUUAUUAAUGCUUUAUAAGCAGACAUUAUAUAAAUUGUUACCCAUAAACCUGUCUGAGUUGACCUACAGAGAGUAGCUAAUAAAUGGCUUGCAGAUGGCAUUCAGUGAUGAAAAUGAGGAGUCCAGGCUCUUCUCCUUCAUGAUUUACGACUACUUCAAGGUUAACUUAACCUGGUUAACUACUGAACCAGCUUCUUGAUAUUACCUACACCCCCCCCCCGAGCUGUUUUAAUAUAUUAGGCACUGUGUUUACAUGCCACUUUAUUUCAUUUUUUAAAAUAAAAUAAAUAUAUGCAGCAUGAUGUAUAAAAUAUUAGAAAUAUAUACAAUAUAUUAGAAAUAUUAGUCUACUACUGUGUGCCUUCGAUUGUCUAUUGUUUUUUUUUUUUUUUUUUUAACUCUUUAAGUCAUAAACUCCAGGGUCCACAUAAACUCCAAACUGUUCUAACCGCGCGAAUAGACCAGGCGCGAUGCAAUUCAAGCGACAGAGUGCAGCAGCAAGCGAUACGAGCGAUUUAAGAGACUAGAGUAUGUCCGUACAGGCAGAAGGCAAAGCAUUCAAGCAUUCCCAUUGGCUGUGGUCACUGACGUGUCGCGUUUUGUCGCCGAACCGCGUCAUAGAAAGUUAAAAGGAUUUCAACUUCAAACUGUCGCGCUCAUCGCGCAAAUCGCUCUAGUGUCCAGAAUCGCUUUUGUCGCGCGACUCAAUACAAUGUCAAUUACUUCCGUCGCUCGCCUCGCUCUUGUCGCAGUAGGUGUAUUUCUACGGUAACUGUUGAUCCUCAGGUUAUGUCAGGUCAUAAUGUAAAUCUGUUCAUGGCUUGUUCAGAAUUCCAUAUUAGACAUUCUAAGAGUAUCCAGUCUUUCUGAUAUUAGUUUGGUCUUGUGUCUGUUUUGGAAGCAGACCCCCAUGCCUUCUCCUUGCCUUCUUGCAUAUUACUUUGUACAUGGUUGCAGCACUGUGGACAUUUCUAGUCAUUGUUUUUGUGUUUACUUUAUCAUAUAUCAUGGGUCAUUUUGUGUUGCUUUGUUUCCUAUUACUGUAGUCUAUCUUUUUAACUAUGUAGCCUACUGGUACUUGUCACUGCACUUUAUCUGCACCUAGUCCCACCCAUGGCAUGUUUUUAUUUGUUAUUUUUAAUACUUCUGAUCAUCUUUUGUCAUCAAUUCCUGUCCAGGGACUACAGAUGAAAAUUAGCCUUGUGGCUAUAAUCUGGUUCAAUGGUAUGGUGUGCACUAUCCCUGUCAAAUAAAAGUUACAUGAAAGUAAGAUUAAAUUGAGCUAUGUACAGUAUAUGAGGAACCAGCACAAACUAAAAGGACUGACUUCAUUUGGAAAACCUUUUCAAAACAGUCUUUCGAUGCAAGAAGAUAGUUCAGAUAUGGGAGUUAAUGUAUGUAUCCAUGUGCAAUGACAGCCAUGGUACAGCAUGUAUAAGUGUGUGCAUGUGUGGUAAUACUGAAGCUUUCUUGUGGUAUUAAAUAUAAUUAACUAUCAUGGUGUGGAUAAAACAAGGCAUCAAAUGCCAUCUAGACCCACAGAGGUUUCCACACAGAUGUCAUAUUUAAUGUCUGUAUGUGCACACUGGUAGAUCAGUGAUAACAGUUAUUGCAUUGUUUUUUAUGUAUAUUUUUAAGUUUGUCUGGUCAAAUUCCACUUUGAAGACAUGUUAUCCUCUUCCCUGUCUAGUAUACCAGUGCCCAAAGCUGUUUCUCAAAUGGCCAUAAUUACCGGUAUUGUUGAAUACCAUUUUUCUAUACAUGGAAAAGCAGAGUGCCUUUUUUACAUAUUGCUUCUACUAACGGAGGCCACUGGAUGUUUUUCUUUCCGUUUGUACCCAUCUGUUUUUGCCAGCUAUUGUUACAGAAACUUUUUCUGGUCUGGACAACUUUUGACAACAUCGACAUGUUUUCACUUUUCUUUUCACUACAGUUUUAAGACGCAUAUACCUCGCAUUGCAGUCUUGUGAAUAAAAAGUUCUUCCUGUUCGUCCGAACAGUGACACCAGA
Molecule: messenger RNA, 6014 nt
Organism: Engraulis encrasicolus (European anchovy)
Lineage: Eukaryota; Metazoa; Chordata; Actinopteri; Clupeiformes; Engraulidae
Product: protein shisa-5-like
Exons: 5
Coding region: 442-1197 (251 amino acids)
Source: RefSeq, a predicted model, not a curated record